UUUUGGACUCCUAGAAGGAAUCCAGAGGAUGGGGAAGAGAAGGAGUUCAUUCGUCAGAUGAUGCAGGAAAGAAAGGAACAGGAGAGGUUGCAGAAGGAGGUAGAAGAGAGGAAGAGGUUCCAGGAUCAGGUCCGGGCGGAAACAGAAUGGCACGCAGAAGCUACCAAGGCUGAAUUGAUGGCGAUCUUCGGCAGCCAAUUUCUCAUAUGUCGGGAGGAAGCUCGACGGGAGCAGCAACGUACUCCUAUUCUGGUGACUCCAAGAAGGAAGGAGACGAGAUGGGACGACGAUAUGGACAGAGAUAUCGAAGACAUCGAUGACGAGAUUCAACGCCUCUCCGCGUUGAAAGAAAGGAAGAGAAGUGGUAAGACUCCUGUACGGGAUGAUGCGCGUAUGAGACAGCCGGCGUUCGACCAGGCGAAGGAGAAUGAUUGUUUCCGUGCAGAAUCCUCCAGGCGAGGAGAAGAGAAGAAUGGGACGAAGAUUCCUGCUGGGAGUGGACCGGAGGGACUGCUACACUAUGUUUUGGAGCAACGAGCGGAGCUGGUUGCACUUAAGUCAGAAGCUUUGCGAAAGAUUUGCACCAAGGAAGGUGUCCAUUAUUGCACCAAGAGACCCACAAUCGAACGAAUCAUUGCAACCCGUGUCAAGGCUGCUUAUGAAGGGACUAUGGACGCGAUGACCAUCGAGAUCGGAGCGGGGAUCGAGGUUGGGACUUUGACGGCUAUGAAGGCGGUCGUGAUCGGCAUGGUGAAGGACGGAGGGAGCGUCCGAUGGAGUGUGGUAGACACUGGUAGCUCUAGCCAAACGGGCCAUCGAUUCGCGCCCGUCCGCUACGAAUGUGGAGAGCCUGGAGAUUAUAGAAACCAAUGUCCGAGGCUAAGGAGGGAUGGAGGACCAAGAUACGCAGGGCAGCGUGGAAGGUCGUUAUCACCAAGGCAGAAUACUCGUCAUCAUGAGCCGAGAGCUGCAUCCGAAGACCUGGCGGUUAAGCAUCAAAUCGAAGAACUGGCUGCGUCUAUGGCGGCCAUGAAGGAAGUCUACGAUGCUGAGAAAGCAGCGAAGGAAGAGAAGAAAAAGAAGAAGCAGGAGAAGUUGGAGCGAAAAAAGAGGGAGGGGGAGGAAGCAAAAUCAGAGGAAGAAGCCCGCUUAGCGGAACAGAGAAGGAUUGCGAGAAAGGAAGAAAAAUUGCGAAAGGAGGAGGAAGAUCGGCAACUGCUGCGAAAGGAAUUACUCACGGAGUUAUCUCUCCAAAUGGGACAACUUGACGAAUCGCUCAAGCGCCGAUACGAGAGGGAUCUAAGGGAGCGAGCGAAAGGGAAGCAGAAGGUCGUCGUUGCCUCAUCCGACGACGAAGAUGCAUACUCGCAUGAGAGUGAUGUGGAUACCCUCAGUCGUGAAACUGAGCGACUCGUCAUCACGGAGAAGAGAAAACGGAGCAUUGAGAAGGCUGUCGGGGAUAGCCCACCUAUGGAGACACCAGUGAAACGGACGGCCAAACAACGACUCCAGCUGGGAUGUUGCCAUCAACCGAUGAAGAAGGCUUCUCCUCGCAAGACUCCUCAUAAGACUCCAGACGGAUCGAGCUUUGGAAGGUCCGAGGUUAAGGUAAACGGCAAGCAAUGUAAGCUGUGUGCUUGCAAACGGGACAUGGAGAAGGGGGUGGAGAUGGAGAUUCUCCAUUUACGGAGGUGGAAACCAAAGAUUACUAAGCAUAAGGACUUCCUUAUCUCGAUCUUACGCAACAAGAAACGUGUGGAGUCUUUGCAUAAGUGUAAUUUAGAAGUGCUGUUGAGGUUGACGGGAGCAACUCAGGAUUUUCAUAAAGCAUCGACGACGGCCUAUUUGAGGAGAUUGAUCGGCGGAGUCAAGGAGAACUACGGUUGGAGUUUGAAUUCGAAGGUUACAGUGAAACUGAAAUUUGAUGACAGGAUUUGGGUGGUUGAAGUGAGGAAGCUUCUUAACGACCAACUCAAGAUGAUGGAGUGUCCAGCCCUUUUGAGGAAUCAUGCACGAAAGGGAGUGCGCAUCGUAUGGGAGAAAAACCCGUCGGUGGCAACUCUUUUACACAAUCAGCGAGUUUUUUCCCGAGCUGAAGUGGUGACCUGCUCUUAUGCAGGGUUUUCCUAUCCUCGGAUAGGUGGUCACGUGCGGUUCCGACUUUCUGAGCUGGAAGGUAUCCAUCCUCUCCUGUGUAAUGCUAAUAAUGUCCCGAAACUGUCUCAUCCGGACCGAGGAAGCUUGUUGAGGCAAGAAAUCAUGACAGGAUUGGAAGGCUGGGUUAAUUGGAGGGGACCUAAGCCUGUGAUUAGAAGGUGUGACGUGGAAGCCUGUUUAACAGGCGUGCCCGACGCUACGACCAAGUUCCUCGAUAUGAGGGCGGUGCAUCUUCUGAAGAAGAAGCUCGAUGAGUUGGUAAUGACACCUUUGGACAGAAAUCCGGGCGAUAGGCUGGUGCUCUGUCCAAAAGCUAUUACGAAGCCAUGUUGGAGCUUUUUGUAGCAAGCACAGGGUACGUUGUGUCAAGGGAGC
Molecule: messenger RNA, 2532 nt
Organism: Chara braunii
Lineage: Eukaryota; Viridiplantae; Streptophyta; Charophyceae; Charales; Characeae
Source: the annotation of a GenBank genome assembly